This is a messenger RNA of Phymastichus coffea, 576 nucleotides long. RefSeq lists its product as uncharacterized. The record is from RefSeq and is a predicted model, not a curated record. The transcript has a single exon. Lineage: Eukaryota; Metazoa; Arthropoda; Insecta; Hymenoptera; Eulophidae. Bases 1 to 576 code for a protein of 191 amino acids.
AUGCUCAACGGAAAUAACACCGCUACCUUCAUCGAGAGAACUGACGUGGCGAAACUCGCACCGUUGACGGUACCCAAAUUCGAUGGGAACCACAAAAACUGGGUCCCCUGGAAGGCCAACUUCCAAGCGCUUAUACACGAUCGUCCAGGAAUGGCGGGAAGCGUCAAACUGUCCCAACUUCAAAAUGCAGUUCAGGGUUUAGCAGCGACCGUAAUAAAGGAAUUCUGUCUUGACCCCAGCGACGUCAGCUACGGCUUAGCUUGGGAAGCGUUAUGCAACGCUUACGAUCAACGACGUGUUCUGGUCAACGAGCACUUCGACGCUCUGCUAAAGUUAGCUCCCGUUCAAAAUCCAACAGCCGAAACCACAGCCACCCUUAUGUACACCGUCCGUCAGCACGUCAGCAUGCUCAAAACAAUGAACAUUGCGAUCUGCGACGAGUUUGUCUUGCGAAUUCUCGAGAGAUGCCUGCCCGGGUAUCUCCUGUCGCGAUGGAUGGAUAAACACUCAAAUCGCGAAAUCCCCAAAUUGGAAGAGUUAUACAUCUUCGUUCAGGAUUCAAUAUUUAAACAAUGA